CUCGAACACAGUUCUCAGUAGUGAGACAACCAUCAGAACGUUCGGAGCGUUUCCCUAAAUCUCUCAAGACCGGCGACGUGUUCCUCGUCUUAUGUUACAAGGCUGCGGCAGUUUCCAGGAAAAGGAAAGGAACCUACAAAUAAGCAUCUACCUCUGAAGUUGCACUUAACCCAGGGACAUGGCUGAAGGCUGAAAACCAGCGGCUAUUCUCACCCCCUGGCUCAAAACAGGAGAGAAAGAGAUAGAGAGUGAGGGACCCUACUAAAAGAGUUCUGAAAGUACUUUAAAAAAACGAGGUGAAUAAAACAAACUUGUGAUUGUGCUCAGUAAGGAUAACAGGUGUGAAACACAACAGGUGUUGCUGAAUUAGUUACAGUGGCAGUGGACGACCUCAGCGAAGAUGGGAGGAUCAGCAACCGGGAGGAACUCGUUGAUCAUUGGGCUGGUUUUUACCCUGACGAGUAGUGCUCUGGUCAGCUCGCAGCGAACGACUUCAAACCCACCGGGCAUCCCUGCCUCUGUCGUUAACACUCUCCUGGAGUCACUGGCGAAAGCAGUAGAUUCUGAGAACUGUCCGGGCAAGUGCUUACAGGGCCUUGCAGCCCUCAUCUGUAACGAAGUGCUGGAAGGGCCUGAUAGGUGCCCCGCCCCGGGAGCAAAAUGCUGUGUCCCAAGAACCCCAAGUAAAGGUAAUGAUCGUUUGAAGGAACAAACCACAGAGGAUCAACCCAUAUCGACAGAUGUCACAACGGAAUCCUUAGCUGACCAAGAGGAUCAGACAACAGCCUCCACGGAAGGAUUCUUUACCUGGACCGGCAUUCAAAAUGCAGAUGAUGAAGAAUUGGAUAAUAUGUCCCCAACUCCAUUGCCUAGUACUGAAGACCCCAUGGUCGCAGGACCAGCAGGUGAUCCCCUUGACCCACUCGCAGAAAAUCCCGAGAAGAUGGCAGAUGCUGACACCGAAGGUCCUGCAAGUGAAGUCCCGGAAGACAAAGAAAUGGCAACCACUGAUGAGCCAGAUUCUACCACUCCAGCAGCUCAGGCCUACGCUCCCUCAAGUAGUUUACGAGUUUGUCCAGGAGUCUGUGUGGCUAAUCGUAUCAGUGAAUACUGCGAGGCUGCUUUAGAUGUAGAGCAGUUCUGCAAGGCAGGAUUAAGAUGUUGCGUAUCUGCAGACCUCUUUAUUGAUGUGGACGAACCUCCCAAGGAAUUUGUGAUUCUAAAACGAAGGAAGCCACCCCAAGAGGAAGACAGCGUUCCUGAGGCUUCAGCACUUGCAUCUGCCACUCCUGCUACUGCUACUACUUCCACCACCACCACAACAACUACCACAGAGCAGCCAUCUACCGAACUGACGACAGUGUAUUCUCGGAGACCACGUCCAACUACCAGCCCUCCAAGGAAUAUACCUCCUGAGCUUCGCUGUAAAGGGACAUGUGUGGCUGGAUUCUUUGCUUUCCUCUGUGAUGAAAUUGAUCGGAAUGGACUCUGCCCUCGAGGUGGACGGUGCUGUGUUACCCAGAGACGGAAACCAGAUUCCAAAGAACCAGAGGCAGAUCGAAGGAAACCCACUACAUCUACUACGACCACCGCAACUCCUCUAGCACCACCUGAGUGCCCGGGUACCUGUUUACCAGUAUUGGUUUCUUCUUUCUGUAGUCAGCCUUCAGUGUUGAUAGAAAGAAGCAGCUGUGAAGAAGGCACUAUUUGCUGCAAUGCUCAUGUAGAGAGUGAAGUACCUUCACCAACGCCACCUCCAGAAAGACAGCCACCUCCACCACCUCGUCCAGCACCACCUGCUGACAGACCACUUCCUCCUCCCUUCAAUGCUUUAAGUUCUUUCUUCACUCGACCAUCACCUCCGCCAAGACGGGAAGACUUGAGGCCACCCAGACCUCAAACACCACCCCCUCCUCCACCUCCACCAACCACCACUUCCACAACCACCACCACAACCACCACCACCACCACAACUACUACACCACCACCACUGCCAACAGAGGCUCCCGAUCUUCGGCAGGACUGUCCUGGAACUUGUAUUCAGCCAUUCCUCUCAUUUACAUGCUUUGGCAAUGCAGACAUGACAGACUUGUUUAAAUGUCAAAAGUCCAACACACAGUGCUGUUCACCCAAGUCAGCCCUUCGAGAUCUCAUCCGAUAUGAAGAUAUACCAAACACCGCCAGAAACGACACAGUAUGGAGACCACCUUACGAUUCCACCUUCGUUCCAACGCCUUAUGGACCACCAGGAUUUGACCCUGCAUAUGGUCAUCCUGACUAUGAACAGCCCUCAUAUGGACAACCUGGUUACGAACAGCCUCCUUAUGAACAGCCACAUUAUGAACAUCCUCAUGUAGAUGAUGAGUACGAAGCACCUUAUGAGCAACCCCAUUAUGAACAGCCUGCAUUUGAAGAACAGCCUGCAUAUGAAGAACAGCCCUAUGAGCAGCCUGCAUAUGAACAACCUGGUUAUCAAAGUCCGUCAUAUGCCGAGCCAGCAUAUGAAAGGCCCUACGAAGAGCCGGCCUAUCAGCAACCUCCAUUUGAACAACCAGCAUACGAAAGACCGUUUGAACGACCACCAUACGAGCACGAACAGCCCCCUUACCAGCCAUUCCAUGCUAGAAGAAACACAUCACAAGUAAUUCCACCCAAACCUGUGCACACAACUCGGGCUCCUGUUCGAAACAAGUAUGUGUGCGGCGUCAAGGGAACCCACCGAAGUGGGCGCGUUGUCGGUGGAGAAGAUGCCUUACCCGGUGAAUGGUGUUGGCAAGUGGCUCUCAUUAACUCACUGAACCAGUAUCUGUGUGGAGGGGCCUUGAUUGGCACCCAGUGGGUCUUGACAGCGGCACACUGCGUCACGAACAUAGUACGCUCAGGGGAUGCUAUUUAUGUACGAGUUGGUGAUCACGACUUGACCACCAAAUUUGGAUCUCCAGGAGCUCAAACUCUUCGUGUUGCAACGACCUACAUCCAUCACAACCACAAUUCACAGACCUUGGAUAAUGAUAUUGCACUCCUCAAACUCUCAGGUCAUGCCGACCUUAAGGAAGGGGUUUGUUUGGCAUGUCUUCCAGCAAGAGGAGUCAAUCAAGUUGCGGGCAGCAGAUGCAUUGUCACUGGGUAUGGCUAUAUGGGAGAAACUGGACCGAUACCUUUGCGUGUGCGUGAGGCUGAGGUUCCCGUGGUAUCUGACAGUGAAUGUGUCCGGAAGAUUAAUGCUGUGACAGAGAAAAUAUUCAUUCUCCCAGCUUCAUCUUUCUGUGCUGGUGGAGAGAGUGGACAUGAUGCUUGUCAGGGCGAUGGAGGUGGACCUCUUGUAUGCAACGUGGAUGGAUACUUCGAAUUAAGUGGUCUGGUGUCAUGGGGCUUUGGAUGUGGUCGUCAGGAUGUUCCAGGAGUAUAUGUCAAGGUCUCCUCCUUCAUCGGAUGGAUCAAUCAAAUUAUUUCCGUCAACAACCUGUAACCAAGAGUUCUAAGGCCUGUCUAACACUGGCAUUUACGUAGAAAGAGGUGUUUGUUUGGAACUGGUGGAGCUACUUAAUAUUUUUCAAUGAUGGGAGAAGGAUUACUCUGGUGGGGAUCAAUACAGGAAUGUGACUUAUUCCUGAUUGAGGGCAUCGGUUUUAAAUGAAAGAUAAAAUCUAAACAUUGGAUUUUCAGUAAUCUUAAAGGAAAAAGUAUAAGGUCUUAUAAGAAAACUUUUAAUGAAUAGUACUUAGAAUGCAUGUGAUAGUAGUUUUACAGUCUCAUGUUAGAAUUUUUU
Messenger RNA from Macrobrachium nipponense, 3769 nucleotides. It is a transcript of the gene mas, whose product is annotated as protein masquerade-like. The transcript has 12 exons. Lineage: Eukaryota; Metazoa; Arthropoda; Malacostraca; Decapoda; Palaemonidae. Gene Ontology annotation, biological process: proteolysis. Bases 401 to 3469 code for a protein of 1022 amino acids. Gene Ontology annotation, molecular function: serine-type endopeptidase activity. The record is from RefSeq and is a predicted model, not a curated record.